Messenger RNA from Leptopilina heterotoma, 2978 nucleotides. RefSeq names its product probable serine/threonine-protein kinase clkA. Bases 161 to 1660 code for a protein of 499 amino acids. The transcript is spliced from 5 exons. Lineage: Eukaryota; Metazoa; Arthropoda; Insecta; Hymenoptera; Figitidae. The record is from RefSeq and is a predicted model, not a curated record.
UUAUACUCUUGUCCUUGUUUAUCAACUCUCCCACCGCUACUUCGACUAACGUAUCGCUCAGUUUGGAGAGCUGAAUUUACACCACUACACUUCAUUUCUUCAGUGUUAAAGUGACUCUAAAGUGAGUUGGUUCAGCGUUUCAUUUUUUUCAGGCAAGAAAAUGCCUGCAACCAUGAAAAAUGUGAUCGCUGUGGCGAUUAUCUUCUCGAUUUCAUUGGUUGAAGCUGUUCCAUAUUCGAAAUAUGGAAGAACUUGUAAUGAUAUUGGAUGUCCCAGCAACGAAGUUUGUGUCAUAAAGGAAGAUCAAUGUACAUAUUCAAACAGUCAAUGUGGUCGUUAUCCAACUUGCGAAAAAAGAAGCCAUGGAGAACCAACUUGCAGUACAAUGAAUUGUCCAACGGGUCAGAAAUGUAAAAUAGACAAUGGAAGGCCAGUCUGUGUGAAAUCUCAAGAGAACAAUUGGAACAAUUCUGAGAUGACAUCAUGGGAAGUUGACAACGAUCUCGGCGUAGACAUUCUCAAGGACAAUACAAUUGGUGAAUAUAACGAUUUACGAAAUGGCGGUUUCGCUGAUUUUUACGGUCAUUUCGUCAAAAAAAAUUUACCAGAAGAGGAAACGAAUUUCUUGUUCUCAACGAGAAGGAGACGUGAUGUUGAUGAUUCCGCUAGACGACCAUCUUCCGGUUAUCCGGAAGAACCCAAAACGGGCUCUAGUUACCCAUCCGAAUAUGGUUCUGCCAGCAAAGGUCUGGAUUCCGGUUCCAGCAGAGCCAGUAUGGGUUAUCCAUCGGGCGCUGGAUACUCGAAUCCAAAUGCCGGCCAACGAACCUCAAGUUACCCUAGUUAUCCCUCCUCCGGAUAUCUAGAAGAGACAAUUAAAAAAACCGGAGCCAGUACUCUUAACGCCGGAAAUCCGGAUUCCGGUUCCAGCAGAGCCAGUAUGGGUUAUCCAUCGGGCGCUGGAUACUCGAAUCCAAAUGCCGGCCAACGAACCUCAAGUUACCCUAGUUAUCCCUCCUCCGGACAUCUUUCGGAAGAGACAAUUAAAAAAACCGGAGCCAGUACUCUCAACGCCGGAAAUCCGGAUUCCGGUUCCAGCAGAGCCAGUAUGGGUUAUCCAUCGGGCGCUGGAUACUCGAAUCCAAAUGCCGGCCAACGAACCUCAAGUUACCCUGGUUAUCCCUCCUCCGGAUAUCCUUCGGAAGAAACGGUGAGAAGAACCGGAGCAAGUACGGUAAACGCCGGUUAUCCGGAUUCUGGUCAAAGAAAUCCGGGCUAUCCCUCUUCUGGGAAUACAAAUCCCGGAUAUCCGAAUUCGGGUAAUCCUUAUUCAGGUUAUUCGAAUAAUCCAAACCAGGGUAGAAAUCAAUACCAAAAUCCGUAUUAUAAUCAGGGUCAGGGACAAUAUAAUGGCCAACCGUAUUCAAACAACUAUCCUAAUCAGUAUCAAAAUCCUAAUCAGUACAACAAUCCUAAUCAGUAUGGUAAUCCGAAUCAGGGUCGUUAUCCUCAAAAUUACCCAUCACAGAGUUAUCCGGGUAAUGCUCCCGUCACUCCGAAGACCAGUAUCGGCGACAGAAUUCAAGAGUAUGCGACAAAUUUACUCAAGAAAGUUGUCAUUCAAAAAGUUAUAGACUCCGUUACGAAGAAUAAUAAUUAGAUAUUUUUCGUUUAAUUUUUAUUUAAAUUGUGUACUAACUGUAAUCUAUAAACAUUCAGGGAUUAGUUUUAUUUCCCUUUUUAGUGCCUUUAAGUUAUUUUAUUUUUCAGGCCUCGGAAUGACUUUCACAAACAAAAAAAAUCGAAUUAAUCAAGUUAAAGUAGGAACAGAGUCUAAAAUGGGAGAUUAUGCACCAAGUGCGAAAAGAAGACGUUUUCCGAUGAGUUUGUAAGUGGCUGCUUGAGCGAAGCGAGAGCAGUAGCUUACAAACUCAUCGGAAAACGUCUUCUUUUCGCACUUGGUACACAUGAUGCUUUUUGUAAUACUUCUUUGAAAAAAUAAUUAAUAAAAAUAAUUAAUUAAUUAAUUAAUUAAUUACUAAUGAGUAAUAAUAAUUUUCUAUAUAGUAUACAGGAAAGCAAUAGAACUGUACAAAAAAGUACAGUUUUCUACACAGUAUGCAGUAAAAUAAUUAUAAAAUUAUUCGAAAAAAUACAUUUUGCAACACUAACCUGUAAAAUUGAAUUUUACAUACAGAAAACUGUGUGUAAAGUAAGUGUGCAGAAAAGUAUAUUUUUUCACAGAUUGCAGCAAAGUAAUGAAUAGAGUGAAAAAAAAAUUGAAAAAAUUACAUUUCUAAAAAAAUAAUUGGGAAAAGUCUUACAAAACCGAGGCCUGCCUUUGCUUUCUAGAAAAUUUUAAUUUCUAUUAUAAUAAAAAUAGUUUCUAUUAUAAAUUAUAAUAAAAAUAUUAAUUUCAAUUUGAUAAUGAAAAUAAUAAUUCCUAUUGCUGUAAAAAUAUUAAUACUCAAUUCAAUAGGAGAAAAAAAUCAAAUACUUUAUUAUAGUGUCACAAAGAAAAAGAUAAACAAUUCCCACAUUUGUUAAAUAAAAAUAAUACUAAUAUUUAAAUUUUCAUAUUUGUACUAUUAGAAUUUCUACAUUAUUUAAAUGAAAAUUAAAAUGUAAUAUAGUUAAAAUGAAAUAUUAUCAUAAUUAAAUUUAAAUAUUAUACUUAAAUUUAAAUAUUAUUAUAUCGAAAUUCAAAUAUUUUAAUAUUGAAUAUAUCAAAUUUAAAUAUAAUUAUAUUUAAAUUAUCUUUAAAUUUUCAUAUACAAUUAACAGGUUAGUUAAAUAUUUCAGUACUAAUAUCGUCGAAAAUGGAGUUUGCUCUAUUUUACGGGUAAAUAAAGCGAUAAAUUAAGUUUAUAUUCGCCAAUAAAAAGCUUGCCCUUGUUAGUUGAGGGUAAUAUAUACAAAAUUAUCACCACACCCUAGUGUUGAAAACUGUUGUAUGCAAUCAAUAAAAAAAAAAAUAA